AUUUUGAUCCUUUAUAAAACAAAUCUCCAAGAAAUGUAACCAACAAGAGUCAUGAUGCGGCUAUGCUGUUAUCACGGUAGACACGGAAGGCUAUCCGUACCCAUUAGUCAGUGACUCAAUCACUGCAAAAAGUGCCCCUCACCCCACCUCCUCCCCCUCGUCGACUCGUUUUCUCCUCACCAGGAAAACUCCACUCUCCGGCCACGCCCGUUCGAGCAAACUCCUGUCUUUUUAAAUCCUUUGCUUCGCGCUCCUCGUCAUCGGAUUUGCUUGAUAUUGAUCUAUCUCUUUCAUCUCUCAUCGCAUCCGUCCAUUCUCCUUCCGUGGACUACCCCUCUUCAGUCAACCUUACCCAGCUGUCUUGAACACCAUCAUGGCUAGCACCGUGGGACAGACCAUCACCUGCAAAGCCGCUGUCGCUUGGGGUGCCGGUGAGCCCCUCUCCAUUGAGGACAUCGAGGUCGCACCUCCCAAGGCCAACGAGGUCCGUAUUCAAGUACACCACACUGGUGUCUGCCACACAGAUGCCUACACCCUCUCUGGAAAGGACCCGGAGGGUGCUUUCCCCGUCGUCCUCGGUCACGAGGGUGCUGGUAUUGUCGAGUCUGUUGGCGAGGGUGUCACAUCCGUGAAGCCUGGCGACUAUGUCGUCGCUCUUUACACCCCUGAGUGCCGCGAGUGCAAGUUCUGCAAGUCGGGCAAGACCAACCUUUGCGGCAAGAUCCGUGCCACCCAGGGUAAGGGUGUGUUGCCUGACGGCACCUCUCGUUUCAAGGCCCGCGGCAAGGACCUCUUGCACUUCAUGGGUACCUCCACCUUCUCCCAGUACACCGUUGUCGCCGAUAUCUCCGUCGUUGCUGUCACCCCUAAGAUCUCCACCGACCGAUCUUGCUUGCUCGGCUGUGGUAUCACCACUGGUUACGGUGCCGCCACCGUGACCGCCAAGGUUGAGGAGGGCUCUAACAUUGCUGUCUUCGGUGCUGGCUGUGUUGGUCUGUCCGUCAUCCAGGGUGCUGUCCGCAACAGGGCCGGUAAGAUCAUCGUCGUUGAUGUCAACGAUGGCAAGGAAUCGUGGGCUCGCAAGUUCGGUGCCACCGACUUUGUCAACCCCACCAAGCUCAGCGGCAAGACCAUCCAAGAACAGCUUAUCGAGAUGACCGACGGUGGUUGCGACUACACCUUUGACUGCACUGGUAACGUUGGUGUCAUGCGUGCUGCUCUAGAGGCCUGCCACAAGGGCUGGGGUGAGAGCAUCAUCAUUGGUGUCGCUGCUGCUGGCCAGGAGAUCUCGACCCGACCAUUCCAGCUCGUCACCGGCCGUGUAUGGAAGGGAUGUGCCUUCGGUGGUAUCAAGGGACGCACCCAGCUGCCCACUCUGGUGGAUGACUACCUGAACGGCGAACUCAAGGUCGACGAGUUCAUCACCCACCGCGAGCCCUUGUCCAACAUCAACACUGCCUUUGAGCAGAUGAAGCAGGGCGACUGCGUCCGCUGCGUUGUUGACAUGUCGUAGGUGCAGGAUUAGCGGGAAAAAGUGUUUUUCGAGUAGUCUCUAAACGUUGAUGUUUAUGCCGGCAUGAUUGAAGAUCUUCUGGUGGAAUGUAUUUAAAUAGUCACUUUGGUGUCAUGCCGAAUUUAUGGAAUGAUAAUUGAUAUCAACACAAACUGAAGGAAGUCGGAACUGUAAACGAGUAGUCAAUUGAAUCAUCAAGAUAAUGAAUCGUCUGGAGAAAGUCGAGGGGUAUAGCUCCUACUUAUGUAUAUC
Molecule: messenger RNA, 1765 nt
Organism: Aspergillus wentii DTO 134E9
Lineage: Eukaryota; Fungi; Ascomycota; Eurotiomycetes; Eurotiales; Aspergillaceae
Product: bifunctional alcohol dehydrogenase/S-(hydroxymethyl)glutathione dehydrogenase
Exons: 5
Coding region: 374-1513 (379 amino acids)
Biological process (GO): formaldehyde catabolic process
Cellular component (GO): cytosol
Molecular function (GO): S-(hydroxymethyl)glutathione dehydrogenase [NAD(P)+] activity; zinc ion binding
Source: RefSeq, a predicted model, not a curated record